Eruca vesicaria subsp. sativa (arugula) is the source of this 240-nucleotide messenger RNA. The record is from the annotation of a GenBank genome assembly. Lineage: Eukaryota; Viridiplantae; Streptophyta; Magnoliopsida; Brassicales; Brassicaceae.
AUGGCUAAGUUCACAACCAUUUUCAUCAUGGCUCUCUUUCUCUGCUCAGCGCUAACCUACGCAGCUCGGCUGACUUCGACGACAACCACCGCCUUUUCCAGAGAAGACACCGUCAAGGUGAUUGAAGGAGAUAAAGCUGAAGAAGAGAGCUGCGAAGGAAUUGGAGAAGAAGAGUGUUUGAUUAAACGAACUCUGGUUGCUCACACCGAUUACAUUUACACUCAGAAUCACAAGCACUAG